Auanema sp. JU1783 is the source of this 1521-nucleotide messenger RNA. NCBI's taxonomy places the organism in Eukaryota, Metazoa, Nematoda, Chromadorea, Rhabditida, Rhabditidae. The record is from the annotation of a GenBank genome assembly.
AUGGUUGAACACGAAGAUAUGUUUUCGAAGCCUUUGCAUUGUAAUGAUUGUUCCUCUCCUGUUGUUAAUUGGGCAUCACUAAAUAGAGGAGCAUUGUUAUGCAAUGAUUGCUGUGCAAUUCAUCUUUGUUUGGGGCGACACAUAUCCGAAAUAAAAAUUUUGAAAGGAGAUAACUGGAGAGGGAAGCAGUACAGUUUAAUGCAGUAUUUGUACAAUAAAUCUGCUCACUUAGUAUGGAAUAAGAGCACAACGUCAUUGGUCCCCAAAAUCAAUGACUUAACAGAUUCGAUAAGAGAGCAGAAUAUUAUAAUGAAGUAUAGCCAACCAAAUUUGUCGAAGAACUUGAAUGCAGAAAAUCAGGAUGUCAACAUGCAGUUCCUUGCUUGUGUUAGAACUAGUCAUGUUGAAAUCACACUCCGCUUGUUGUCUCUUGGUGCGCGUACGUCGUUCAUUGAUAAAGAUACUGGGAAUACAUGCCUACAUAUUGCUGCAAGAGAAGGACAGGAUUUACAGGUUGAACUACUUUUUCUGUUUGGUGCUGAUCCUAAUGCUCGAAACAAAAAUGGAGUUACGCCUAGUCAGGCAGCAGCGUGCAACAACCAUGCGUCGUUGGCAAACCGUUUAAUAGAAAUGAAAAACCAUUUGAUUCAAGAAAUCAAAGCUUUUGUGAACAAGGGGAAUAACACAAAAACGCUCGAGGAUGAUGAACAUCAAGUCUUGAGGGUAUAUCUUAGUAAUCAAUCUAUGAAAGACUCAAAACUGUUGAACACCCACUUGAGAGGAUGUAACGAAAAGCAGUUUAUCAGAAUUCUUCAAGAUAUAUAUGAUGAAGUUGAGCGACGUAAAAUACUCAUGGAUUGGAAAAGUUUGCCAAACGGAAAGUUCUUUAUAGAAGAGAAAAAAACUGCGGCGUUUCUCCCAUCAGUCGCAUCUUAUUCUCCUACCCACAAUCAAUAUCGUCAAAAGUUGGCUAAACUGAGCUCUGAACAGUUUGUUUUGCUAAUUCUUCAAGUUUUGAAGGCGUAUAAACGUAGAUCUACAUUGGAAAUUGGGAGGAAAACAGCUGAUGAUACUCCAAGUUAUGGCAUUAAAGCUGUAGGUGUUAGGAAAAGUGAAACUGAUUCGUCAAAUAUUCGCCAUCAACACAUAUCUUCAAACAAUGUUUCUAUGUCAUCUACUUCUUUCGCCACUUCGUCAGGAGCAGAUAGCUUCAUAGAAGCUACCGAAAAACUGACGGCUGACAUACGCUACUUAGUAAAAGCCACUCAAAAUGAUAUGACAGCGGAAAUAGCUGAGAGUCAUGCUACCAAAAUCGGAGAGAGUGUUUUCAAACUGAUCAAGUGCAUUUCAAUUGAAUUCAAAAAUGAAAGAGUUGUCCAACUGACAGACAUACUAUGGGAUAGUGUUGCGCUUUUGAGCUGCAAGUGUAAUUCACCGUUCCUCAAAAGCGAAGAAAUAUGUGCUGCUGCAUUUGACCUAGCACAGGCAACGAAAAAUUUACUUUCAUUCGUCAAUCAAUGA